Messenger RNA from Oppiella nova, 1179 nucleotides. The record is from the annotation of a GenBank genome assembly. Lineage: Eukaryota; Metazoa; Arthropoda; Arachnida; Sarcoptiformes; Oppiidae.
AUGUCUGAAGAGUUAACUAAACCGAAGAGUUUGAAAGACUGCAAAAGUGUCGAUGAAAUAGAUUUAGGAAAAGUGGAACUCAUUAGAGGUGACACUCCGGAGGAUAUCAAACAAAAGUGUCUCCAAUUAUGCAAAGAGUAUUUGGGCCACAAUUGGUCGCAACAAACUGUGGACACAAUAGGCUUCAGACGAAUAACCGGAGGUAUGACUAAUCAGUUGUAUUACUGCGGAAUCGCUGAGCCCUCGGCCACCAGUAGUGCCCCUCAAGAGGUGGCCGUCAGACUGUAUGGACCCAAAUAUUUCAAUAAUACCGAUCACGAGGGCAAUGAAAGACUGAAGGAUACUAUCAUUGCACUCAUGACCUCCGAGAAUAAAUUGGGACCAAAAGUAUACGGUUUGUUUGAAAGUGGACAAAUCCUCAAGUAUUAUCCACACCGGCAGUUUCGGCUGAAGGAGCAAAAUAACCCGAAACUGGCGGCUCAAGUGUUCAAGAAGUUGGCCGCAGUUCACGCCAUGAAAGUUCCCAUUAAAGUGAACACAAACUGGAUUUUUGAUGACUUCCCGAAAUUCUACGAAACGGGUUAUAAGAAGUUUCCAAUCAAUCAAAUGAUUGAAGACUUAAAUUGCGAGACAUUGAAGAAACACGAUCUCAAAGAAGAGAUGCAAUGGUUGUUCAAUGCAAUCACCAAAAGCAAGAGUCCGAUAGUGUUUUCUCACCACGACUUCAGAGGCAGUAAUAUAAUGAUUACUGAACCCAACGAUGAGAUAAUUCUUUGCGAUUUAGAGUCUUCUAGUUAUGGUUACCGAGGCUCUGAUUUUGGGUCUAUAGCUCUCGAGUGGGGCCGGGAUUCGAGUGAAUUCGGCAAACCUUAUAGAAAAUAUCCAAACGACGAGACACUCAAAGCACUUAUAAAGGUAUAUAUCGACGAAUCGGAGCGCAUUUUGGGCCCAAAAUACUCGCAAAACAAAGUCAACUCAAUGGACCAAAUCCUUAAGGAAGUGAAAUUGUUUUCAAUGGUUGGGAACAUGUUUUUUGUGCUCUUUUGCAUUCAAAAUGAUGAAAAUGACAGCACAGGCUUUCCCGUCGAUAAGAAAGUGUUUAUGAAAUGGGGUGACAAUAGUUAUGGCGACUAUUGGUAUUUGAAGGAGAUCUUUAUCAAACAAAAUGUGUUUGAUUAA